Messenger RNA from Homarus americanus (American lobster), 693 nucleotides. RefSeq names its product leucine-rich repeat extensin-like protein 5. Lineage: Eukaryota; Metazoa; Arthropoda; Malacostraca; Decapoda; Nephropidae. Bases 1 to 693 code for a protein of 230 amino acids. The record is from RefSeq and is a predicted model, not a curated record. The transcript is spliced from 4 exons.
AUGUCGUCAGCCAGAGGCAGCAAGGAGUGUCGCCAUGACCCUGGUCUGUUAACCAAAGCCGUUAUUUCAGAAGCAUCUACCUGUACUAGCAUCUACCUGCAAUUAGCAUCCACCCGUACGCAGCAUCCCACCCGCACCAGCAUCCAACUGCACCAUCCACCCGUACCAGCAUCCAAUCUGCACCAGCAUCCACCCCGCACCAGUAUCUACCUGCACCAGCAUCCACCCGUACCAGCAUCCACCCUGCACCAGCAUCCACCUGCACCAGCAUCCACCCCGCACCAGCGAUCCAUCUGCACCAGCAUCCACCCAAGCCCAGCAUCCACCCUGCACCACAUCCACCCGCGUCCAGCAUCCACCCGCACCAGCAUCCACCGCACCAGCAUCCACCACAGGUCACAUCCACCCGCACCAGCAUCCAAUCUGCACCAGCAUCCACCUGCACCAGCAUCCACCUGCACCAGCAUCCAACCUGCACCAGCAUCCACCGCACCAGCAUCCACCUGCACCAGCACCUCCUAUCAUGGUACGGAACUAUCUACACCACCCAUGAUAACGAUAGCCAAUGAGGAGCCUCCACCCAUGAUAACGAUAGCCAAUGAGGAGCCUCCACCCAUGAUAACGAUAGCCAAUGGGAAGGCUUCACUCUACGGGAUUAACCACAGCCUCGUUAUUGUCAAGGUGUCCAGAUAA